UGGCUGGCGGCCCACCAAAGUCCUUAUCAAAGCCUAAGAAGUGAUCCCUCAGUCUUCAGAUACACCGAGGAGAUCCGGGAGAGAGGAGCCACCGAGGAGGAGGCAGGCACCGCUCCACCAGCUCUUCUUCCCACCGCCAAUGCGCACAUUUAUCUGAAUUACAACUUUUUUUUUAUUUUUCUAUUUUUGAAUUUGGCUUAUUCCCGUCCAGAGGCAGGAGGACGCCUUUUCAACCAUGGCGGCGGUGGCGGUGCUGCGGAAUGAGACACUCCAGGCUUUUCUUCAGGAUCGCACUCCGAACUCCUCUCCAGAGAACUGUAAGCACUCUCCGCUGGCUCUCCUGGCCGCCACUUGUAACCGGAUCGGGCACCACCACGGAUCCAACCACACCGACUUCCUCCAGGUCCAGUACGACCCCACUCUGGGCUCCCCCUCGCGUUUGUUUCACCCGUGGACUAGCGAGGGGAACCCCCAGAGCAGCCUGGCCGGCAACUCCACUUUCGGACUAUCCUCCAAGCCCCAGCUGACCGCGCACAUCCAGAGCUCCUUCAGCGCGCACCACGAACUGCCCCUCACCCCCCCGGCGGACCCCUCGUACCCCUAUGACUUCUCCCCCGUGAAGAUGCUGCCUUGCUCCAUGCAGUCCCUGCAGUCCACCUGCCCCCCCACCUACGUCCCCGCCGUCAGCUACGCGGCCCCUGCUCCCAUGCCGACCGCGAUGUCAAGUUUUGUCACGGGACCCUCCGGCCUUAUGCACCACCACCACCACCACCAGCAGCAGAGACAGUUGUCCCCGAACCCCGGGGAGGAUAUUCCGUGGUGGAGCCUGCAGCAGGGGAACCACGUCAGCCACUCUGCCUCCCUGGGUCACCACCGCUUCCAGCUGCAGCGGGGCUUGGUGCUGGGACACACGGACUUUGCGCAGUACCAGACGCAGAUCGCCGCGCUCCUGCACACCAAGUCCCCGCUGGCGACUGCGCGGCGGUGCAGGAGGUGCAGGUGUCCCAACUGCCAGUCGUCCACGUCCAGCGACGAGCCCGGCAAGAAGAAGCAGCACAUCUGCCACAUACCGGGCUGCGGGAAAGUUUACGGGAAAACGUCGCACCUGAAGGCGCACCUGAGGUGGCACUCCGGGGAGCGGCCGUUCGUGUGCAACUGGCUGUUCUGCGGCAAGAGUUUCACCAGGUCGGACGAGCUGCAGAGACACCUGAGGACUCACACGGGGGAGAAGCGCUUUGUGUGCCCGGACUGCUGCAAGAGGUUCAUGAGGAGUGACCACUUGGCAAAGCACGUGAAAACGCACCAGAACAAAAAGGGCAAGUGCCACGACAAGACUCUUGACCACGUCAAAAGGGAGGACACGAGGAAUAUGUUGUAACCCACUUUAUAGUCCUUUUGAAACCGUAGACAUCAUAGUGCAAUACAGUCUGUCCUACAUUAGUUAACAGUUUCUGUACAUAGGGCAUUUUGUUUCUCUCCUCGGUUGAUUUCUCACAUCCUGACAAGACUUCCCAACAUUGCUGGUCUGUGUAACACAUUUUUUUGGGCUGUGUAAAUAUAAAAGUUUCAUAAGUAAAAUUUUGGGACCAUGGAGAAGUUCUAGCUCAUGAGUUUGAAUUCAGUGUCUUUGUCGUAUCAAGGAAGACGAGUUUUCAACUUGUGUUUUGAUCAUUGUCUUCGGUGGAAGAUUUCACGCCCCUGUACAUUAUAUUUAAUAGCUUUUGUUGAAUGAAAGUGUCCUUUUUUUGCUCCAUAUGGGGCUGUUUUUAAAAGCAUGCUCUUGAAAAGAUCUGCUAUUGUUGAUAUGACCCAAAUACUGUGUGAGAAUAAAGAUUAUAACAUUUCCCCUUCUAAGAAUAAUUCUUCCAUCUCCCUCAGUUAUAUGAGCGACGAGACGGUCAGGGUUUUAUAUUUGCUAAGAAACUGCAUAUGAUAUCACCUGGAAUAAUAUGUGUGUGCUCUGUAAACUGGUGUCAAAAGUUUUGGAAGUUAAGCUCUACAUUUUAAACUAAAUUAAAACCAGUAAAUGUGAUAACCAGAUGUUGUCCCUUGUGGUAACAAAUGUGAUAUUUACUUUGUAACUCUAGAUAAAGGUCAAAAAAGUAAUUUACCCCAUAAAUAGGUCUUUGAAUAUUAUUUUGAGAUUUUAUUUCACAGUCUUAACGCAUACUUGUUUUUGUCUCAUAUGACCUUAAACAACAAUCUUAAAUUACAUUUAGGUAUCAGUGAGGUGACCGUGGUUGUGUUGGUCUGCACUGUAUUGGAAAAUCCUUACAGAAAUAUGUUGGAAAUGUAUAUAUAUGAUCUCAAACAAUUCCCAAUAUAGUGUUAAUGAUCAAAUGUAGCUGUGUGAGUGAUGACAAUCAGCCAACAACUGUGUAAAAUCUGACAUAAUUCAUGUAAAUAUUUCCUCUCCACUGAAUAACCUGAGCGCUUCAUAGGUGCACACAGGUGCACAUAUUCUAAAAUACAACUCAAUCAAACUGCACACUUUAACGUUUCAUUGUAGGGGCAUUGAAUUAAAAAUGACAAAAUUACUUUUAUAGGAAAAGAUGCAAAAUAAACUUCAAAAGGUUAAGUCAAAUAAAUAAGUUGUUGGGAAA
Messenger RNA from Platichthys flesus (European flounder), 2603 nucleotides. It is a transcript of the gene sp5a, whose product is annotated as Sp5 transcription factor a. The record is from RefSeq and is a predicted model, not a curated record. The transcript is spliced from 2 exons. The coding region runs from base 236 to 1378 and encodes 380 amino acids. Gene Ontology annotation, biological process: regulation of transcription by RNA polymerase II. Lineage: Eukaryota; Metazoa; Chordata; Actinopteri; Pleuronectiformes; Pleuronectidae. Gene Ontology annotation, molecular function: RNA polymerase II cis-regulatory region sequence-specific DNA binding; DNA-binding transcription factor activity, RNA polymerase II-specific.